UCUGCUGCGCACCAUCACUGAUAUAGACAUGACAGGUGGGGUGAGGCCGGUUUGUUUACCCAGACCCAGUGAGUCCUUUCCUUCUGGAGCGGCCUGCUGGAUCACAGGAUGGGGAUACAUUCAUGAAGGAGGUUUUGUGACAGACGAGCUGCGGCAGGCUCAGGUCAGGUUAAUCUCUCAGUCAGAUUGCUCCCGCUCCAGUGUUUAUGGCUCAUCUCUAACACCUCAAAUGAUGUGUGCUGGAUCCUUGGAUGGAGGAGUGGACUCCUGUCAGGGCGACAGUGGUGGCCCCUUGGUUUGUCAAACGGCCAAUGGGGACUGGAGGCUGGCCGGCGUGGUGAGCUGGGGAAAGGGCUGUGGCCGACCCAAUAAACCUGGCGUCUACAGCAGAGUGACCAAACUAAUCCACUGGGUCCAAAGAUACACAGAGGACAACCCAGAAGAACUGCAGAAGACCACCACAGCCAUGACUGAUACCUCACUAUGACCUGAAACUUAAUAAACACUAAAGAAAC
This is a messenger RNA of Cheilinus undulatus (humphead wrasse), 515 nucleotides long. RefSeq names its product transmembrane protease serine 3-like. The transcript is spliced from 5 exons. Gene Ontology annotation, molecular function: serine-type endopeptidase activity. The record is from RefSeq and is a predicted model, not a curated record. Gene Ontology annotation, biological process: proteolysis. Lineage: Eukaryota; Metazoa; Chordata; Actinopteri; Labriformes; Labridae. The coding region runs from base 29 to 487 and encodes 152 amino acids.